CGUUGUGUUCGGAUGUGCUAAUCAGAAUGAAGUGGUUUGUGCUAAUGGUAAUAAUCCUUGGCUUGGGCUUGGCCACGACUAGUUCCACUUAUAAUCACUAUCGCCUGCCGACGGCUCUUCGACCUAUCAAGUAUCACCUGCGAGUGCUAACCUUGCUGGAAAAUGCGGAAAAUUUCCGCUUUGGCGGAAAUGUGAAAAUCGAAAUCCAAGUCCUGGAAAACACCAACAACAUAACUUUGCAUUCCAAGGAACUGACGAUCGAUGAGACGAAGACCACUCUUCGCCAAAUGAGCGGAGAGGAUUCGAAGGAUAACUGCGUGUUCUCCACAGAAGUAAAUCUCGCCAACGACUUCUACAUCCUUCACUCCUGCAAAGAACUUUUGGCUGGUCAUGUCUAUGAGCUAAGUUUGCACUUUUUGAGCAUAUUGCUAGACCGAUUGGAGGGAUACUACCGAAGUUCCUAUGUGGAUCCUGUGGCCAACGAGACUAGAUGGAUAUCCAUUACCCAUUUUGAGCCUGCCUCCGCGCGUUUGGCAUUUCCCUGUUUCGAUGAACCUGGCUACAAGGCACCUUUCUCGAUCACACUGGCAUAUCACAAGAAGUUCACCGGAGUCAGUAAUAUGCCUGUAAAGGAAACUAAGCCACAUGAAUCCCUUACCGAUUACAUAUGGACCGAGUUCCAGGAGUCGUUGCCAAUCUCCACCUAUCUGGUUGCCUAUUCCGUGAACGAUUUCUCCCACAAGCCAUCAACUCUACCCAAUGGAACUCUUUUCCGCACCUGGGCGAGGCCAAAUGCGAUCGAUCAGUGUGAUUAUGCCGCGGAGUUUGGGCCCAAAGUACUCAAAUACUACGAGGAGUUGUUCGGCAUCAAGUUCCCGCUGCCCAAGAUCGAUCAGAUUGCGGUGCCAGACUUCAAUAUUGGAGCCAUGGAAAACUGGGGCUUGGUGACGUAUAGGGAAACUGCACUUCUAUACUCAGCUGAGUUCUCCUCGCUGAAGGACAAGCAGGAACUCGCGAAUGUGGUAGCUCAUGAGUUGGCCCACCAGUGGUUCGGCAACCUGGUCACCAUGAAGUGGUGGACCGACCUGUGGCUGAAGGAGGGAGUAGCCACCUACCUGGCUACUUUGUGCGUAGAGAAUAUCCAUCCUGAAUGGCGUUCCAUGGAGCUGGAAUCACUGGCCAACUUGCUAUCCAUUUUCCGAAAGGACUCUUUGAAGAGCAGUCACCCCAUUUCGAGGCCCGUUGGGAAGGUUUCUCAGAUCUCCGAAAACUUCGAUGAGAUCUCAUACGAUAAAGGAUCUUCUGUGCUUCGAAUGAUGCACUUGUUCCUGGGGAAGGAGGCGUUCCAAAGCGGACUUAAAUCGUACUUAAAUAGAUACGCCUACAAGAACGCCGAACAGGACAAUCUGGGGGAGUCACUCACCCAAACUGCCCAUAAGACUGGUUCUCUACCAAAGGAGUACGACAUCAAGACCAUCAUGGACUCGUGGACUCUGCAAACAGGUUAUCCGGUGAUUAAUGUGACACGCAACUACACAGCAAGGACCGCAAAACUCAGCCAGGAGCGCUACCUCCUGAAUACAGAUAUCUCUAGGGCACACAAAGGAUGCUGGUGGGUGCCACUCAGCUAUACAAGUCAGGAGGAAAAGGACUUCAACAACACGGCGCCCAAGGAGUGGAUGGAGUGCACCGAGACUGGUGAAAGUGUUCCCAAGAUCAUUGAGGAUCUGCCAGGAGCCGAUGAGUGGGUAAUCUUUAACAACCAACUGUCGGCGCCGUAUAAGGUGAACUACGAUGCCCAGAACUGGAGACUUCUGAUCGAGACAUUGAACAGCGAGGAGUAUCAGUCCAUCCAUGUGGUCAACAGGGCCCAGCUCAUAGACGAUGUCCUGUACUUCGCCUGGACAGGGGAGCAGGACUACGAGAUCGCUUUGCAGGUGAUCAGCUAUUUGCAGAGGGAACGGGAGCUUCUUCCCUGGAAAUCGGCCUUCGAAAAUCUAAAGCUGGUGAAUCGUAUUGUCCGACAGACCCCAAGCUUUGGCUUCUUUAAGAGCUUUGUGAAGAAGAUCAUCACACCUGUAUAUGAGCACCUGAAUGGCAUCAACGACACAUUCAGCUCGAUUCCGCAGCAGGAUCAGGUGCUGCUGAAGACGAUGGUGGUCAACUGGGCGUGUCAGUACCAGGUGGGCGAUUGUGUGCCCCAGGCGUUGGCCUACUACCGCAACUGGAGAUCGGAGGCCAAUCCCGACGAGAAGAACCCGGUUCCGAUCAACGUUCGCAGCACUGUUUACUGCACCUCCAUAAAGCACGGAUCCGAUUCGGAUUGGGAGUUCCUGUGGACGCGGUACAAGAGAUCCAAUGUGGCCGCUGAGAAGCGCACCAUUUUGACUGCUCUGGGUUGCUCGAGGGAGGUGUGGGUGCUGCAGCGCUAUCUGGAGCUGAUCUUCGAUGGGAAGGAAGGUAUUCGCAAGGGGGACUCAAAGUGGGCCUUCCAGGCGGUGGUCAAAACGGAGGUCGGGUUCCUGCUGGCCAAGAAGUACUUCAUGGACAACAUUGAGUCUAUAAGCGCUUACUACAAUCAGCUUCUUAAGAGCAUUCCCCGACUUCUGGUGCCACUUCAAAAGCAGAUUUAUACCCGUAAGGACUACGCGGAGUUCAAGACAUUUUUGGCCGAUUCGCAGAAGUUCCUGAAAGGUUCGGCGGAGGCGAUUCAACAGACAUUGGAGAUAAUACUGACCAAUGUGCAGUGGCAGGAGCGAAACUAUGAUCAGUUCACCCGUGCAAUCAAGCAUCUCCUGUAGACUUUCUACUCAAUUCAGUCUCUCUCGAGUUAUUAAAGAAAUUGUAUACCUCUUAUCAUACGCAAUAAAAUAGGA
Drosophila santomea is the source of this 2876-nucleotide messenger RNA. RefSeq names its product aminopeptidase Ey-like. Gene Ontology annotation, cellular component: cytoplasm. Gene Ontology annotation, molecular function: peptide binding; metalloaminopeptidase activity; zinc ion binding. Lineage: Eukaryota; Metazoa; Arthropoda; Insecta; Diptera; Drosophilidae. The transcript is spliced from 7 exons. The record is from RefSeq and is a predicted model, not a curated record. Bases 27 to 2801 code for a protein of 924 amino acids. Gene Ontology annotation, biological process: proteolysis; peptide catabolic process.